Messenger RNA from Asterias rubens (European starfish), 3432 nucleotides. RefSeq names its product ankyrin repeat domain-containing protein SAT10-like. The transcript has 2 exons. Gene Ontology annotation, molecular function: protein binding. Lineage: Eukaryota; Metazoa; Echinodermata; Asteroidea; Forcipulatida; Asteriidae. Bases 379 to 1581 code for a protein of 400 amino acids. The record is from RefSeq and is a predicted model, not a curated record.
GCGAUGAGUGACGGAGAUUUCUUUUGCAGUGAAUGGCUGGUGACGAAAGCAGCCGACUAUGACUUCUCUGCACCGUCGAUUGGCUAUUGCUCAGUGGUUAUUCACAGAUGUUGAGAAUUAUAUUUAAGAAACUGCGAUGGGCUGACUCGUCGUCAUUCGAUCUUCGCCACAAGCGGGAACAGUUGUCUUGUAGCUACCUACUGACCGUCUGAUCUAUCGGGUUUUCUUGAGCAAGAUACUCAGCAAUUCACGCUGUUUGUUAAGCUCCGUAGUCCCGAGAUUAAACGCUGUUUGUUGUAGCUUCAUCUCGACAAGGCCGAAUUGAGAAAGUUGUCAAUCUUCUCUUGCCAGAAUCACCAACUUCUUGAGAAAUCAAUCAUGUUCCCGCAGGAGUGCAAAUCAAGCCACCAUGCCCUUGUGCGUGCCAUCAGGUCUGCUCGCCACCGUCAGGUUGGGAUGCUCUUGGCUGCAGGUACCGGUCCCAACGAGAGAGACGAAUGCGGUAAGACACCCCUCAUCCAUGCCAUCUUCAUUGAGGACCCUAAAGAGCGCAAUAAGAUCACCAAGAUGCUGCUCAAGAAGGGUGCCAUUGUGUCCAUUGCUGAUGCCACCGGUAGGUGUGCCCUAAUGUGGGCGUGUCUACAGGGAAAGGACCAGGAGGUGGAACUCCUGCUUCAGUACAGGGACUCCAACUUGGACUUGAAUCAUAAUGACGUCAGUGGACGCACCGCACUGUUUCACGCCGCUACAUCAGGCAGUGCAGCUUCGGUUAAACUGAUGGUGGAUUCACUGGUCGAGUUGGGAUCGAGCGUCGACGUCACCGACUUUAACGGUGUCACCCCUCUCAUGCAAGCCCUCAGCAUGGGAUUCGACGUCUGUGCAACGAUCCUCAUCAGACAGGGAAAGGCCUCCACCACCGUGUCCGAUUCCAGCUUCCUGAGUGCGUUCGACUGGGCCAAACAAACCCGUGGAUCGUCGAAGAGCUCUCGAUUACAACUCCCCAAGAUCGCAGAGUCCAAGACCGGCGUGACCGACAGGCGUCGGAGCAGCGGGCUCUGCAGGAUGUGCGCCAGGGUGUCGUCAGUCGUCGAGACCGAGUUCGACUCGUGCUACGGGUCCGAGUCCUCAUGGUGCGAAGACAUGGCCGACACUGACACCAGAAAGGGCUCCCAGUCUUUCAGUGACGAUGAUAUAUUUGACAUGACAUCCCUCUCCCUGGCUGAUUACUCUCCAAAGAGAAAAACAUCACGAGCAGAUUCCGGGACAGAGAGUAUGACCGAGAGCUGUGGACUGCCUUCACUCAACCAACGACCAGGAUCAGCAGUGAGACGUCCAAAGACACACGUUCGCCGAAACACCGUUUCCGGAAGACUCGGCGAUAUCCGAGAGGGCGCCGCCAACGACGAUGUCUUUUUUGACGACGAGGAUCGCCACUCAGCUCUGUCCGACCAAUCAGAGAUGAGGAGAAAGCACGGCUUCCCGAUGAUUUCAGAAGGAAGGUUCUCAUUGGCUUCACGAGCCGACGGGAGUUCAAGACCACUUUCUGAACUUCGUGCGCAGAUCGACAAACUUCUUUGUUAAGAUAAGAUAUUCUUCCGUUUUGUUUGUAACUUGCAAUAUUUGAUGUAAAAGAUGGUUAACUCUAAGCAUAAAACCAACCAAGUCCACAAAUUAAAAAGGUGCUACUUGAAAGAAAUGUUAAUUUUCUGGAACUUUGUAUCCACUUUUUAUUUCGUUGAUUGAACAAAUUCGUAUAACGAUUUUUUUCAAUAAUAUAAUCUUAAUAAUGAUACCAUUUACAAAAAGGUUUUUGAUAAUAUAAACUCGUUGAUUUAAUUCUAAAAUAAACUAAAAUCUCAUGUUUGAAAAAAAUAUCUUUCACACAGUGAACAUCAAACCUCUUUAAUUGCAGUGUUUAUAACUCUUGCCAAACAGUGAACAAAAAGUGCAUCUUUCACAAAGUGUAACAUUUAAAUAUUCUUUGUUCAACCCCAAAAAUCAUUUAAAUAUUUGUUAAAAGCUUUAAAACUGGCAUUAACAAUAGUAAUUUUUUCGUUCAAAUGCGCUUUAAUGAUCACAUCAACUUGAAAAAUAAAACCCGCAAAAAAAUGUUGUACAACAUUAUUAUAGGAAAAUUGCCUUAUGUACUUUUCUGUUGGUGUGGUUUUAAAAGUCACCAGUGUGUUCGUUUUUAAGGAAUAUUUUUAAUGUGUUGUGUGUGAAAAUAAUGAAUCAUCAUUCAGGUCAUAAAGCUGCUUAGCUUUAUAAAAAAAACUGCUAAGCAAUUAUUUCUGCCAAGUAAUCUUAUCAGGGCACCUAUUAUAAAACAAAAUUAAUUUAGAAUUUGCUUAUGCGCUACAGAAGGAAUUGAGAGCAGAGAAAAUCCUGUUUAGCAGAAACAGGAUACCAGUCAGAAGACAUUUGUACCAAAACUUUUUGUGGUUGGCUCUCAAGCACUUAAUUUGCUAAAUAUUCCACGAUAAGCAGCUUUAUGACAUUUUUAACUUCUUGAUUCUUCUGUAAAUAGUUUUUAAAAGUUUACUAAACACUUACCAGUGUAUAAAAUGUCACUGCCAUUUUUUGUCUUAAAAGUUUGUUUAAAAACCAAAAUGGUGUCAAACACCGGUGUAAUGAGAUCCAAUUAAUCUUCAUUUUUUGUUGGACCAAAAACAAAAUAUGUAUUACGCACAAGUGUUAAUUUAAUUUAAUUCAAACGAGUUGUCUCAAUAAUUUAAUUUGUAAAACUUUAGAAAACCUGUUUUGACACUUAAGAGAAAAAACAUAACCUGGGAUUUACUCUUUUUAUAUCUAAGCCUAGAGAUAAUCCAAACUGAAAUGAAAUAAAAAACAAAAAAAUUAUUUCAGUUUAACAUAUAUAUAUAUAAUAUUUUCCUCGUAAAAUUUAAUGUCCAGAAAAAACCCAAUCUAAAUCAGCACUUUAACUCAUCACAACGUGACAUGUAAACUAUGACCUUUGACAUAGAUAUACAAUUUUUGGAUCUUUAACAUUUAGCAUACAACCUGUUUUGUUUCCAUCAUCAAUAAUUAACAGCAGUUUUCACCAAGAAAAUGAGGAGAAAAAAGUGACAAAUAGCUGGCACUUUUAUUUCUCUAAUUCGUUUCCAAAACCUAAAGAAGAAAAACACACACUAGCAGUUUUGUGGUCGUAAUCUACCAAUGUCAAUUGUUUGCGUUUGAUUUUGUAAUAUACAUAAAUGUACAUGGUGUAGAUACAAUGUAUUAAAAAGGGAUGUAAAAAGUGUUUUCGUUUUUCAGAUAUUUGUACCAGAUUUGUAAAAAAGAAAAGCAAAAAAACUAUAAAAAAAAACACCAAGAUGUAUAUAUACAAUCAUACAAUUGUAAAAAAUACAGGAAUGUAAAUACAUGUAUAUAUCUGGUUUGAUUAUUGUACAAUAAAAGCUGACAAACUUA